AAUUUAUUUACGUUAUUAAUUUUUAAUAAAAUUUAUUCUAAAAUAUAUAUAAAUUUUAUGUUAAAUUUAGUAAAAUUUUUUGGAAAUUGUUCUAACAACAAAAGAUGUCCUAAAUCUUCAGUGUUCUUAAAGUUGAUCACAUAUUUUGGCUCCUCAAGAAAUAUUGGUUUGAGAAAUGUACAACCCAGAAAAUCGGGUACCAUGAAAGAAGUUAAUCUGAAAAUAAUGCAACGAUUGGGCUUAGAAACUGGCUACAUUAAAGAGGCCGAAAAACGUGAUCAUCUUUUAAAAUACACACCGCUACAAGAGGAAUUACCUAAACGCUCAAUGAAAGAUUCAUAUAUGGAGGCCUAUAUACCGUUAAGUAUUUGUACAGAUAUGCAAGUGAAUUAUGUUAGUGCUGUGGGAACUGUGCGCUUGGGUCGGCUUAUGGAACAAUUAGAUAUGUUUGCCGUAUGGAUAUGUCAACAACAUGUCUCGAUACCCAAAUUACCCGUAAAUGAACCUUUACCUUACACAUUUGUAACGAUAUUAGUGGAUAAAAUGACAUUUUCCAAAUUAUUACCGGCAUAUAAUCAAGAUAUCCGUAUAACCGGUCAUGUAUCAUGGGUUGGUAGGACCUCUUUGUAA
Messenger RNA from Lucilia cuprina (Australian sheep blowfly), 630 nucleotides. RefSeq names its product acyl-coenzyme A thioesterase 9, mitochondrial-like. Gene Ontology annotation, biological process: acyl-CoA metabolic process. The record is from RefSeq and is a predicted model, not a curated record. Gene Ontology annotation, cellular component: mitochondrion. Gene Ontology annotation, molecular function: fatty acyl-CoA hydrolase activity. The coding region runs from base 58 to 630 and encodes 190 amino acids. NCBI's taxonomy places the organism in Eukaryota, Metazoa, Arthropoda, Insecta, Diptera, Calliphoridae. The transcript is spliced from 3 exons.